Symbiodinium necroappetens is the source of this 330-nucleotide messenger RNA. The record is from the annotation of a GenBank genome assembly. NCBI's taxonomy places the organism in Eukaryota, Dinophyceae, Suessiales, Symbiodiniaceae.
GCAUUGCCUGGUGAGAUUCGAUUUCAACCCGCUGACACAGGAGGCUGGAGGGAAGCCCUCCGACAUCGGGGCAUGGCAGUUCUCGAGGGAGUUCUGCCACAGGUGGAACUGCAGGCAACUUUGGAAGACAUCUGGUCGUGGUUGGAAGGUGUCGGCAGCGGAGGCGCGGUUUCCAGAUCCGAUUCAUCCACUUGGACCAUGGGCGAUGGUCGAUGGCCGAAGGACAACAUGUCCACCGGCAUCGUUUGUGUUCGAGGUGCUGGGCAGUCAGCGGGAGCAUGGAGGGUCCGCGGGCAUGCCGCUGUGCAGGCGGCCUUUGCACGCUUUUGG